AUGCCGGCCACUGCGGGAGGCGCAGCGGGCAACGAGCAGGCGUCCGAGGGCGGGCUGCCUGCUGAGGAGCAGGCGGCAGGAGCGCUGGUGGCGGGUGUGAUCGACAACAGAGCGGGGGAGGUCGGGCUGGCGGUGCUGGACGCCGACGGCGGCACGUUGCUGCUCGCGCAGCACGUGGAGACGACACGCACAUUUGCCCGCACGCUGGACCUGCUGGCGCAGCACAACCCCGAGCGCCUUCUCGUCGUGGCCGAGGCUCAGGAGACGGGCGUGGCGGUGCCGCGGGGUGCCUGGGACGACAGCGCCGGCCUUGUGGCGCUGACCAAGUAUGCCAAUGCCGAGGCGCGGGCCGUGCUGGAGGCAGGCAUGCUGCAGUCAAGCGCAAACUGCUACCUGGCUUACGCCGCGGCAGGCGCGUUGCUCAAGUACCUGGAGCAAGACGCUGUGGGCUUGGUGCCUCUGGCGGGCAGCCUUGCGGUGUGGCAUGCCGACAGCGACACACACAUGCACAUCGACCAGGCCACGGCGGCAGCCCUGGAGCUGAUCCACCCCAUCCGAGUGGGCACCUGCUCCGCCAAGCUCAGCGGCAUGAGCCUGUUGAGGGUGCUGGACCGCACCAAGACCAAGUGCGGAGCCCGCCUGCUGCGCGCCAGCCUGCUGCAGCCGCUGCGAGACAUCGCCACGCUGAGCCUGCGGUAUGAUGCGGUGGAGGAGCUGGGGCGGGAUGAUGAGCUGGCGUUCAAUGUGUCCACCUGCCUGGCGGCGCUGCCCAAGGACCUGGACAGGAUGUGCGGCAGCUUGAGCCUGCGCCCCGCCAAGACCCAGGCGGGCACGCUGCGGCGCAUCGCCGCCAUGAUUCAGAGCUUCAUCCUGCUGCACGAGGCGCUGGCGGUGCUGCCCCCGCUGGCCGAGGCCCUGGCCGCCGCGCGGUGCGAGCUGCUGCGCGCGGUGGGCGCCGCCUGCGGGCACGCCGCCUUUGGGGAGCUGCGCGGCGAGCUGCAGGCGGUGCUGGAGGAGGAUGUGCGGUCGGCCAAGAGCGCCUUCCUCAACAGAACGCAGCAGUGCUUUGCUGUGAAGAACGGCGUGGAUGGCUUCCUGGAUGUGGCACGCCAGACCUUCUGCCGAGUCACGGAGCAGGUGCAUGAGCUGGCCAACAGCCUGCGGGAGCAGCACAGGCUGCCAGGCAUGCGGGUGCACUACACAGCCAAGAGGGGCUUCUGCUUCAUCCUGGGGGCCGCCGGCGACGGCGGCGCUCCCGGCGGCGGCGGCCGCAGCGGGCGAGGAGGCGUCCGCGCCAGGCAGAAGCACCCGCGUGACCUUGAGGAUGGCGAGGAGGAGCAGGAGGUCCAUGAGCUGCCGCAGCUGACUGCCGGCACGAGCACCGGCGGCCGCGGUGACGGCGGCGGGGGCGGGCGCGCCAGGCAGCGGCAGGCGGGGGGCGGGCGGGUGCGGGUGCCACCUGGCUUUUCGGUGCUGCAGCACAGCGGGCGCACCGCCCAGGUGACCACCGGCGAGCUCAACGCCCUGAACGCACGCCUGCGGGACGCCAGCAACGACUGCAUGGUGCUGACGGAGCAGGUGCUGGAGGGCGUGUCGGACAAGGUGGCGUCUGCCUACCUGCCGCUGCUGCACCGCCUGGUGGAUGGCGUGGCGCUGCUGGACAUGCUGGCAGGGUUCAGCCUGGUGGCCAGCGGGGACCCUGCGGGCCGCCAGUACGUGCGGCCGGUGCUGACAGAGGCGGGGCCGCUGGCGCUGGUGGAGGCGCGGCAUCCGGUGCUGGAGUGCCUGGAGGGCGGCGGCGGGAGCGGUGGGGGGUACCCCUACCAGCCCAACGACACUUACCUGGCGCUGAAUUCCUCCUUCCACAUCAUCACAGGCGAGCUGAGGCAGCGCUUGGGCGGCGGGAUGGGCCCUAACAUGAGCGGCAAGAGCACCUACCUGCGCCAGGUGGCGCUGUGCGUGGUCAUGGCCCAAGUGGGCGCCUUUGUGCCCGCCUCCUUCGCCUCCCUGGCACCCCGCGACCGCCUGCUGUCCCGCGUCGGCGCGGGGGACAGCCUGGAGACCUGCUCCUCCUCCUUCAUGGUGGAGAUGCAGGAGGUGGCGCACAUCCUGGCCCACGCCACCCCCCGCAGCCUGGUGCUGGUGGACGAGCUGGGGCGCGCCACCUCCACCGCAGAUGGCGUGGCCCUGGCCUGGGCCGUGGGCGAGCAGCUGGUGUCGCGGGGCGCGCCCACCCUGUUUGCCACCCACUUCCACCAGCUGACCGACCUGGCGGUGGUGUACCCGGCAGCCACGGCCUGGCACUUUGGCGUGGAUGCCUCCAGGCACAGGCUGGACUUCUCGUGGCGCCUGCGGGCGGGGGGCAGCGAGGAGGCGGGGCACUACGGCCUGCUGCUGGCGCGCGCUGUGGGCUUCCCGCCAGAGGUGCUGCAGGUGGCGGAGGAGGUGGUGGCAGCCCUGGAUGAGAGCGAGGGGCAGCGCAUCCGAGCCUACGGCACCGCCGACGCCGCCCAGCUGGCUGCUGUGUAUGAUGUGGUGCACAAGCUGGCGCUGGUGGCGCAGAGCUUUGCGGCAGGGGGCAGCCAGGAUGUGCGGGGCCUGCAGAAGCAGCUGCGCCGCCUCAAGUCGGAGGCCCGGGAGGCGCUGGCCGAUCCACCGGGCCUGCUGGCGCUGUGA
Messenger RNA from Chlorella variabilis, 2676 nucleotides. RefSeq lists its product as hypothetical. Bases 1 to 2676 code for a protein of 891 amino acids. Lineage: Eukaryota; Viridiplantae; Chlorophyta; Trebouxiophyceae; Chlorellales; Chlorellaceae. The record is from RefSeq and is a predicted model, not a curated record. Gene Ontology annotation, molecular function: ATP binding; mismatched DNA binding; ATP-dependent DNA damage sensor activity. Gene Ontology annotation, cellular component: nucleus. The transcript is spliced from 13 exons. Gene Ontology annotation, biological process: mismatch repair; reciprocal meiotic recombination.